CACACACACACAAACACACAUAUCUUUUGCCCAGUUUCCAGCUGCAGUCACCAAGACAUGGUCUCCCAGCCUACGACACUCCUGAGGUGUUUGGGCUGCACCCAAACGCAGACAUAACCUUCCAGAGUAAACUGGCUAAGGACGUACUGGAUACCAUCCUCAGCAUUCAGCCAAAAGACAGCUCAUCAGGCGGAGGAGAAACCAGAGAAUCUGUAGUGUCCAGGCUGGCUGACGACAUGCUGGAAAAACUGCCUCCUGACUACGUACCUUUUGAAGUGAGAGAGCAUCUUCAGAAGAUGGGUCCUUUCCAGCCUAUGAACAUCUUUCUGCGUCAGGAGGUCGAUCGGAUGCAGAGGAUCAUAGUUCUUGUCCGAAACACCUUGACAGACCUGAAGCUGGCUAUUGAUGGAACCAUCAUCAUGAGUGAGAACCUGCGGGAUGCCUUGGACUGCAUGUACGAUGCACGAAUUCCUGCACGCUGGAAGAAGUCAUCGUGGGCCUCCAGCACCCUGGGGUUCUGGUUCACGGAGCUGCUUGAGCGGAACCGUCAGUUCCAGGCCUGGAUCUUUGAAGGGAGACCCAACUGCUUCUGGAUGACAGGUUUCUUCAACCCGCAGGGCUUCCUGACAGCCAUGAGACAGGAGAUCACUCGGGCGAACAAGGGUUGGGCCCUGGACCGCAUGGUGCUGUGCAACGAGGUGACGAAGUGGAUGAAGGAUGACAUCAACCAGCCGCCCACAGAGGGAGUGUACGUCUAUGGUCUUUACCUGGAGGGAGCUGGCUGGGACCGCCGCAACUGCAAACUUAUUGACUCCAAACCCAAAGUUCUCUUUGAGAUGAUGCCAGUGAUCAGGAUGUAUGCUGAGAAUAAUGGUGUAAAAGACUCCCGCCUCUAUUCCUGUCCAAUCUACAAGAAGCCCACCAGGACAGAUGUAAACUACAUCGCAGCUGUAGACCUGAAAACCUCCCUUCCUCCAGAAUACUGGAUCCUGCGUGGAGUGGCGCUCCUUUGUGACGUCAAAUGACUGUUUCAUAUUGAACACUGACACAUACAGCCAUUAUUCAUUUUCCCUCAGUUAUAGGGAUGGUUAAGUGUGCAGGAUUAAAAAGCUCUCAUCAAGGUUAAAUCUAUUUUUAGCAUCAUUUCUGUAUUAGGGAAAUAUGCAGCUCCAUAGUAAAGGAACAAACAAAGUGACUAACAAAUUUUUACAGUCAGUGUCAGGAAUUGUGGAUAGAUACUGGGUGUUUCUGUGCAGUCAGGCCAAGGUCAGACCCAGAAUUAGCACGUUCAAAAACAUCAUGUCAGUGUUUUUUGUUUUUGCUUGAGGUCAACAGAAGCAUAGACGUCUGUAGUGUGGCUGCUAAAGGUCCUGUGUAAAUGUUCGAAUACUCUGGUAUGAAGCCCCCUGUCUCUUUGGGUUUCCUCUUUUCAUUCAGACUAGUUGGACCAAAAUGAUCUGUUUUUGAAAUAAUUUACACCCUAAAGUCCAGACAUAUCGUAGCCAUCUGCAUGCUCACCCAGUGUCAAGUCUGUACAGUAUUCUAAAGGUAAACCAAAGACCUUUAUUCUAGUUAUGAUGUAUGUAUUAUAGUGACAUCGUCAGCUCAUUUGAUUACUCACACAGUCCAGUUUCAUUUGACGAAUAAUAUCAGUUCAGCACGUACUGUACGGCUUUUCAUUACAAAUCCUGACAUGUUAAUGAACUGAGCUUGUCAUAUUCGAAGAAUCCUGAGGGUAAAUAAAGGCACUGUAGCACUGAAAUACAUAGAAAUUUUAAUUAAGUUUUUACAAAAAACAACUUGCAUCAUCAAAACAUCAAAACACUUUUUUGGUAGUAUUUUCUUUUCUUACAAAACCACCAUAUCAUAUGUGAUCUAAAGCUACCCUGUACACAGGUCAGGCAUGGAUUUCCCAAGAAAGUCUUAAAUGUUUGUAGUUUUUUAAUUGAACCUGUUUUGUAAAUCUUUGUGGCUCACCGGGGCCAGGUGCAUAUAAAACUGUGUACCCACAAACAAAAGUCUGCAGUCUUUCUGUCAGGGUCGCAAUAUAAAGUGCAUGCUAAGAUAAAACAUUUUAUAGCACAGUUUGUAGAGUCACCAAAUGUGUCAUGUUAUGUGUGUCUGGAUGCCAUUUUAACCUUUGUCCCGCCUUCCCACAUUCAAAUCAGCUUUUAUUUACAAAAAAGAGAGAUGAGCUCAUGUGCAGAUGCAAACUGGAUCCAAAGAUGAAAUAACAGUUUAACACUUUAACAUUGAAGGAAUUUACUUUAGUGCAGGACCUUAGAGAAGCUUUAAUGUAUGCUGUUUAUUUUAACUUAAAGGCUGGGUAAACUGUAUUUAAAUGACAAUCCGUCACAUGAAUUCAGUUUAGGCUUACAGUGCCAAAUCACAACAACAAGGUGCUUUCUACUGUAACAUACAGACCUUACAGUUAAUCUGGAUGAAUGAUGGCAAAAUUGUAACCUUCAUAAUGUGUGUUUGUCACGGUUUUUUGGUCAUUUUAACUCACACUGAAUCAGACUACAUAUUUAACUGCUGAAAAUAACAUUACGAAGUCACCGUUGAGGAUUUUUUUUCCUAAUUAGAUCAUCCAAGAAAACUUGGAAGAAAAAGACGCAUGAUUUUACAGAAAGGUUUAUCAUUCAUGUUUUCAUUUUAAUCUCUUAUUUAUUCUGCUUGUGGCUCUUAAAAAAAAAAAAA
Messenger RNA from Maylandia zebra (zebra mbuna), 2700 nucleotides. The record is from RefSeq and is a predicted model, not a curated record. Lineage: Eukaryota; Metazoa; Chordata; Actinopteri; Cichliformes; Cichlidae.